AUGAUCUCACAGCAUCCCGUGCGUGCGCGCAAGCAACCACAAGCUAGGCAAACGACAGCAAAUGGUCUACUCGCACCUAACGAUGCCUUGCUCGCUCGAGGCAGGAGCAUGUCAGCCAGCAGCAGAGGAUCUCGACCGCCUUCGGCAUGUGGUUCACAACUGCGUGGUACUAAUAUCAGUCGUGCACGCUCACCUCUAGUAUCCCACUUGCCAUUGUCUUCAACUAAUGCUCAGAUCACCACCACAGGUUCCCUCAGCAUUCCGCAUGCGCCAUCAUCCAAUGGCUCCUUGGACGAGCCUAUAACUGCUGGUGUGCGUCGCCAAAGGGUGGAUUCCGGUGCGAGUCAUGGUUACCCUGUUACCCUUACGCCUCACAGCACAAAACGGCUCAAAGUCUAUGCAAAUCAAGUUGCGGAGGAGGUUGGUGUUCCAAACACCAGUCUUCAUGAGUUCGUUGAUUGCAGAGGGAUAUACCAGAUGCUCAUAAGGAUUGUAGCCCUUGUGCCCAAGAACGACGGCGAAGAAAAACUUAGAAUACUCGCCAAUCUGAAAGAGUUGCUGGCCUCUAAAGAUUUCAAGUCUGUGCUUCAAAACCGUCUAGUCGCAUGCAUGCUUUCGCCCAACAUCACUGCAUAUGUGACAGACACACACCCACAGAUCUUGAAAUUUAUCAAGAAAAAUCAAGACAUAUUCAAAGUACCGGAGACGCUGUUCGAGGACGUGGAACUCUCCUCACUGUUUGGUAAGAUUGUCAGCAAGUGUCUCUCUACCAUCCGUGGCAAUAUGAAAACUAAGUUGACUGCGUCUAUUGCUAAACGCACUUGUAUCACAGACAUCGCAAGGGGCCUUGGUCAUGGUUGUAUUGAAGUUGAUGCAGCUCAUUGGAACAGGUUCGCAUUUUUGCGGCGCUGCUUGCGUGUCUACCUACUCGGUAUCAGCAACUACAGGACCGUUCCUCUGAAGACUCUUUACUCCCCCCUGCUCAUAUCUUCUCUCCCAAAAGAAGUCCACCAAAAAAUUGGACUGCAGCUUGGCAUCGAUAUCAAUGAGAUAGAGCGCAACAUGCUCGACGGUGAUGCCGAAGAGGACGACGAUGGUGCCAAUGCCUUUCAAGAUACCGCCGGUGAAAAUGCAGCCCCUGGAGAUAUUGAUAGUGGCGGUGGCAAUGAGGAGAAUGAGAACCUCAAUGCAAAUGUGGAUUAUGAUAAGGAUGAUGUGGACAUCGAGCCUGAUGUGUGCGACUCAGGGGGCAUUGACGGGGAUGGUCUGGUUGUCGCAGAGAAAGAUAAGUCUGAGUCUGACCUCUACACAGCGGGAAGAUUUUGGAAUUUUGUAGACUCCUCGCUUGCAAGCGCCCGUGAUGCUGCGAAGGAGCAAGCGAUGGAAGAGGAGGGUCUGGCAUAUGAGAAGGCAUAUAGCGAGAUCAUCGUGCAGUAUCUACAGCAAGAUCUUUCUGAUUUUCCUGGAAGGACCAAAGUUCCAGCGCUCUUCUCCACCAACCGCCCCCAGUGGCAAUUGACUAUUCAGAACGAACUCUUUUGGAAACAUACUUAA
Messenger RNA from Suillus subalutaceus, 1554 nucleotides. RefSeq lists its product as uncharacterized. Bases 1 to 1554 code for a protein of 517 amino acids. The record is from RefSeq and is a predicted model, not a curated record. NCBI's taxonomy places the organism in Eukaryota, Fungi, Basidiomycota, Agaricomycetes, Boletales, Suillaceae. The transcript is spliced from 7 exons.